Molecule: messenger RNA, 714 nt
Organism: Carica papaya (papaya)
Lineage: Eukaryota; Viridiplantae; Streptophyta; Magnoliopsida; Brassicales; Caricaceae
Source: RefSeq, a predicted model, not a curated record
AUGGCCACUGCUGCUGUUAUUGGACUUAGCACAGGAAAUAGGUUGUUGAGUUCUUCAUUUUACUAUUCUGAUAUCGGUGAAAAGCUCUUGUACAUCAAUGAUCAUGCUUUGGCACAAUACCAAAUCACUUCACCUAAAAGCACAGUAGUCGCGAAAAAAGCAUCAAAUUAUAGCCCAAGUUUUCCAUCAUCCACUCGACCUGCACAUUCUGUUAAGGCUGUUAAAGAGCUUGCGGAUGUCGCCUCUGCUCCAACUGCAGAGGAGUGGCUUCAAGAAUCAAAUGAAUUAGAAGAGGAAGGCUUUGACCUUGACUAUUCAGUUGAGGCUCUUCUUUUGCUACAGAAAUCUUUGUUGGAAAAGCAGUGGAAUCUUUCUUUUGAAAGGACAGUGUCAUCUCCAUCCUCUAAUAAAAAGAGCCAUAAGAAGGUGCCAGUCACUUGUUCAGGUGUGUCUGCUAGGCAACGAAGAAUUAAUUCAAAGAAAAGAAUUGUGAGCCAAAAACCAACGGUACAACUUAGUGCCUCUAAGCAGCUAAGAUCACUCAUUAGUCCAGAGCUCCUUCAAAAUCGCUUCAAGGGCUAUGUAAAAGGUGGAGUAAGUGAAGAGAUGCUCAGCCACUCGGAAGUAGUUCGCCUGUCAAGGAAAAUCAAGACCGGACUUUUCCUUGGAGGAGCGAAAAUCAAGGUAAUAGUGGCAGAUUACAAGACCUUUUAA